Molecule: messenger RNA, 2770 nt
Organism: Aspergillus piperis CBS 112811
Lineage: Eukaryota; Fungi; Ascomycota; Eurotiomycetes; Eurotiales; Aspergillaceae
Exons: 3
Coding region: 104-2500 (798 amino acids)
Biological process (GO): DNA-templated transcription; regulation of transcription by RNA polymerase II
Cellular component (GO): nucleus
Molecular function (GO): RNA polymerase II cis-regulatory region sequence-specific DNA binding; zinc ion binding; DNA-binding transcription activator activity, RNA polymerase II-specific
Source: RefSeq, a predicted model, not a curated record
CGCCAACCCUGACCCCCCAUUCUUUCCUUAGACUGGCUCCCCUUGUGCGACUUUGUUUCCCAUCUCCGACGCGAGCACUCUUUGAAAUCCUCUUUUGCCAGCAAUGAGUCCCGUGUCUGGCCAGAUCUCCCCUCCCACCGAGCUGGCCGGGGACGCUUCCCUGACCCGCAAACGUCCCCGGCCCGUGGUCUCGUGCUUGCGCUGUCGCAAGAAGAAGCUCAAGUGCGACCGGGUCAUGCCCUGCGAGAACUGCUCCAAAGCCGGUUGUGCCCCCGACUGUGUCUUUCAUCCCAGUCCUGAUGGCGUCGAUGGUCUGCCGGACCAGCCCAGUGCGAAGCGCAUGCAUCUGCCACCUGACUUCCCGUUUCCCUCCGAUCCUCGGGGCGAUCCGGCUGGUGCCAGGCUGCCUCCGCCGCCCGCUGCUAUCGGUCUGCUGGAGGAUCUCCAGCAACGAUUGCAGCGUGUGGAAGAGGUGCUCUCCUUGAAGCCGCUGACGCGCUCGUAUGCCGGCUCCCUCAAGGAUGUGGUGGCCCGCGAUGCCAGUCCGUCUGUCCGCCAGACCACCCCGUCGACCCAUGCUCCCCCGUAUCCUGGUACUCUAGUCGUCAAAGGAAAGGGCACGCGAUCACGUUACCAUGGCCAGAACAACCGGACCACCUUGUUGCAUCAGUUCUCCGAAGCGAGAGAGUUCAUUGAACGCUGCACCAAGGACUCUGCCAUCUUGGGGCUGGCCAAGGAAGUCCAGUUUCUACAGACUAAAUCUAAGAUGCCCAUGAGCUCACCAGAAUCCAUGCCCGACCUCGACUACUCGCCCGAGCUGCUGCAGAUGCAGAGCUCUCUACCAUCUAAAGCGGUCUGUGACCGACUCGUGAACUUGUACACCACCAACUUUGAACGUACCCUACGCAUGUUGCAUGUCCCGUCUUUUCUCCGCCAGUAUGCCGAUUUCUGGACCACUCCAGGGCCGGACGCUGAACGCUCCGCCACUUUCUUGCCGCAACUGACGGCCGUUCUGGCAGCCGCGCUGCCUCUGGAAGAUCCUAGCUUCCGACUCGAGUACUCCUCUGUCUGGGAGUACUUGCAGACGCCCGCCGUUAACCUCGUGCGCGUGUGGUUGCAGAAGCUGGGUCGCAAGCAGCGCACCGAGCUGGUCUCGUUGCAGAUUGAGGCGCUUGUGUUGUUGGCGCGACGACUGCGGCUGGCCUCGCAGGAAGAGCUGUGGCGCGCCACCGGCACACUCGUGCGGUCGGCCAUGGUGGUGGGCCUGCAUUUGGAUCUGUCCGGCAAUAAGCAGCUGUCACCAUUUCAGAUCGAAGUCCGGCGCCGCUUGUGGAUUACCAUUGUGGAGAUGGACCUGCAGACCUCCAUCGCCUCGGGUAUGCCCGUGACCAUCCCGGAUCUCGACUUUGAUCCGCUUAUUCCGACCAAUUUGAAUGACACCGAUUUCGACGAAUCCACCACGGAGCUGCCGCCGGCGAAACCACUGCAUGAGUGGACUGAUACCCUCGCGCAAGUCACCUUGGCCUCCUCGUUACCCCACCGCAUCCGAGCCAUGUCGCUAGUGCGCACCUCGAGCCCGGGCUUAGAUCUGCGCGACAUUGUCAAGCAAGGCCGACGUCUGGAAGAAUGCCUGCGACAGAUUCCUCCUCCGCUCAAGCUGGAUCCCUCACCGAUCCAUGGGGAGACCCCUGGACCAGCCCUCUUGUUGAACCGGGUGCUGCUGGACGUAUACAUGCGUCGACCCUUGCUUUGUCUCUACCGGCCGAUUGUCAUGGGCGAGAGCCGCGAGGACCAGCUCUUCCUGGAGAUCGAACAAGCGUGUCUGGAGUCUUCGCUGGUGGUGCUCUCCUACCAGGAUUACUUUGACCCUAACGUGGCGGAUCUGGAUGUCUUUAAAUCAACCGCCUAUUGGGAUGUGUUCCAGCUCUUUUGCAAGAACGACAUUCCAUGGGCUGCGCUGAGUGUGUGUGGGUAUAUGAAAUUGUCCAACCAGCAGCAUUCCGGGGCCCCGACGCCGAUGGCGCCCGCUCCCGCCUACUCGCCCAGUCAGCCGACGACUACACACACCAAGGCCAGUCUUACGCGCAUUGUCGAGAAUACACUCGACGGGCUGACCCGCACGAUCGGCGAAACCGGCAGCAACAUCAAAGAUGUGAUGCUGUUGGCGGUGGUGCUGCAAUCGGUGCGGGCGCGGGGGUCCGCCGAGCUGAAGGAGCGAUGGAUGCAGCAGGGGGCUGUGAAGGCACUGUCGGCGUGUCGACAGCAUCUGUUGCCGUCUGUAGCGCAGCAAUCGUUUGCGUUUAACCUGACGGAUUUUGCACAGAUGCUUCAAACUACACAGCCGAUCUUCCCCACUACCACAGAUCCCGGCUACACGCCCUCCACGCAGCCACAGCUGCCCGACUUCCUAGCGGAGUCAUCUGCCUUGGCGACAGAAUUCAACAACUUCCGCGGCGAUCCCUUUGCAUUUGAAGAUGGAUCGUUUGCCUGGAAUAUGUAAAUUAGUGCCUGCAUUAUCUCAGUUUGUCGAUAAUGAGGCCUACGACGAAUGACGCAGCGAUAUGCAUUGUGCAGUCACAGUCAGUUUAGUAUUGGUUACAAUCAGUUAAUCGCUGAUUUGGUUAUGAGCGAAAAGUGGGAUGGUGUUUGGUGCUUCAUAGAUGGGAUGUACAUAGUGCCUCUUCACUGUAUCCAGUUUGAUGCGUUUCUCAGUGUAUUAGUUAAUUGUGUAUUGCUUGAUAAUAGUGUACUUAUGUGUGAAUGGAUACCC